This is a messenger RNA of Helianthus annuus (common sunflower), 761 nucleotides long. RefSeq names its product basic leucine zipper 43. Bases 70 to 588 code for a protein of 172 amino acids. Gene Ontology annotation, molecular function: DNA-binding transcription factor activity. Gene Ontology annotation, biological process: regulation of DNA-templated transcription. The record is from RefSeq and is a predicted model, not a curated record. The transcript has a single exon. Lineage: Eukaryota; Viridiplantae; Streptophyta; Magnoliopsida; Asterales; Asteraceae.
CAUCUUCUCAUUCAUCCUCCAACCACAACUUUAACCAAAUUUGCUCCAACUUUCUUCACAUUCUUAGCCAUGCAAGAGAGUGACUUCCACUACCUACUCCCUUCAACCCAAAAUCUUAACACAACACAUUUACUCAUGAACCUAAACACUCCAACAACCAUCCCUUUCGACGUUAACAUGUUCUCGAACUCAAACCCGUUCUACCAGCUUCAAGAACUUAAUAUGCCAUCCCUAUACUCAACUUCUGAUGAAGCAGAUGAGCAACAACUGAGUCUAAUCAAUGAGAGGAAGCGAAGGAGGAUGAUAUCGAAUAGAGAGUCCGCUCGCAGAUCACGUAUGCGCAAGCAGAAACACCUGGAUGAACUUUGGUCACUGGUGGUUUGGCUCCGUAGUGAGAACCAACAACUUGUGGACAAACUGAAUAGCUUCUCAGAGACUCAUAACAAGGUGGUUCAAGAGAAUACUCAGCUUAAAGAGGAAGUGACCGGAUUACGCCAAAUGGUCACUGAUCAUCCUACUUUAAACCAUGGUUACAUCGGAAAUGAAUCUUCAAACCACUCUGUGUCAAGCUCAUCAGACUUUACUUAAACCAGACCCAUAACUCGAUUCUUCUCUUUUUUAUUAUAUAAUUAAGUCACUUACUAUGUAUUAUGUAGACAGUAAGAUAUCGUAGAGGGAUGUAGUAAAAUAGUACUCUUUUUAUGUUACCAAACAUUUGGAUAAAUAAAACUUGCUUGGUGGUAUAUAACCGUAUUUAUAUA